This is a messenger RNA of Epinephelus fuscoguttatus (brown-marbled grouper), 7451 nucleotides long. RefSeq names its product hepatocyte growth factor a (gene hgfa). Bases 219 to 2387 code for a protein of 722 amino acids. NCBI's taxonomy places the organism in Eukaryota, Metazoa, Chordata, Actinopteri, Perciformes, Serranidae. Gene Ontology annotation, biological process: proteolysis. The record is from RefSeq and is a predicted model, not a curated record. Gene Ontology annotation, molecular function: serine-type endopeptidase activity. The transcript is spliced from 18 exons.
AGUGGUGAGGAGAGACGCUGACAGAGAGGAGCACAAACCCAAGUGAAAAGGGGGUUGAACCGAGGACGUGUGGUUUCUUGGAAAAGUGGCAUCUUGUGCGAGGAAGGCAAGUCUUCUGCUGGCCAUCAUCAGCCUCUCUGGACUUCAUACAAACCACCGCCUGAGUCUGACUGCUCAAUUCAUCCGGACUUUCUAACCUGCAUCCAAACUUCCUAACCAUGAGGACAAACGUGUGGAUUUACCAAGCUGUGGUGUGUGUUGUGGUCACUGUACUGGACACAGGUUUUUGUAAAAGGACUCAUCAGUUGUUACAGAAGUAUGAGAAGACUGAGAGUCACAUGCUGGUUUGCACAGACUGCCCUCAGCCCCCGUUGGUACGAAACAGCCGAUCGCAGGAACACUGCGCCCGCAAGUGCAAGAAGGUCAAGAAAAACUUCAACUGCAGGGCUUUCAACUUCCAACGGCACAACAGGAAAUGCCACUUGCUUCCCUUUGACCGCUUCACCCACGGUGUGCAGAAGCAGACCAACGUCAACUUUACUUUGUAUGAAAAAAAAGAUUAUAUAAGGGAGUGUAUCAUCGGCACCAAGGACAACUACAGGGGGAGGAGGUCUUGGACGAAGUCAAACAUCACCUGCCAAGCUUGGUCAGAUAAUAACAUCAAUGAACACACGUUUUAUCCUGAUAGGUACCCAACACAAGACCUGAGGGAGAACUUCUGUCGGAAUCCCAACAACGACCCCGGUGGUCCGUGGUGUUACACCACAGACCCCAACGUACGAGCAGAGGAGUGUGGCAUACCACAGUGUUCGGAGGAAAUCUGUAUGACAUGUAAUGGGGAAGAUUAUCGGGGCAAAAUGGACCAUACAGGGAGUGGCAAAGAGUGCCAAAGAUGGGAUUCACCAAGGCCUCACAAACACCGUUUUCAGCCCAAAAAGUAUCGGCACAAAGAUUUAAAGGACAACUACUGUCGUAACCCAGAUAAUCGCCUCCGUCCCUGGUGCUACACAAUGGAUCCCAAAACACCGUGGGAGUACUGCAACAUCUCUGUGUGUGAUUCGGACUCAAGUGAGGACACAGAUGUCAAUGUAACAACAUCCUGUGUCCAGGGAAAAGGUAGAGAUUACCGAGGCACAAUGAAUGUCACUCCGGAGGGUGUGACGUGUCAGCGCUGGGACUCCCAGUUGCCCCAUAACCACUCCUUUCUCCCUCAGAACUUCAAAUGCAAUUUGUGUAUGUGUUAUAGAGACCUCAGAGAGAACUACUGCCGUAACCCCGAUGGUGCAGAGUACCCAUGGUGCUUCACUACAGACCCUAAUCAGAGGAUAGCCAACUGCACCCACAUCCCCAGGUGUGAUGCUGAGGCCACACAAAAAAUAGAGUGUUAUGAAGACAACGGAGAAACAUACAGGGGCACUUUAUCCACAACUCGAUCUGGGAUUCCAUGUUCAAACUGGUCAAAUCACAUAAACAGUGGGGAUUCUCACUCUACAGACUCCCACGUGGGGCUGGAGAAGAACUACUGCCGGAACCCAGACCGGGACAAACAUGGCCCCUGGUGUUACACCAAUCCAAAUAACCGCUUGGCCUGGGACUACUGCAAACUGAAGCGCUGUGAAUCAGCGACAGUGGCUCCUCAACGCAACACUCUGACUGGGCCCAAGAUAUCGUGCUUUGUGCAUAUAAACACCAGAAUUGUUGGAGGACACCAAGUGCGUGGGACAGAUGGCAGCUGGGUUGUUAGCAUCCAAAGAGAGAAUGUUCAUUUGUGUGGGGGCUCGUUGAUCAGAGAAGACUGGAUUUUGACGGACCAACAGUGCUUCACCUCCUGUGUUCCAGAUCUCAAGGAUUACAGUGUGCAGGUUGGUCUGCGCCACCUCAAUGAAUCCUCAAGCCAUCCAAGGCUACGCAUCUCUCGCCUUAUAUGUGGUCCAGAAGGAUCCAACCUGGUUAUGCUGAAACUAGAGGAUCCCGCCCCUGUGUCCGAAGGUGCCUCCACUAUUCAUCUUCCAGUGAAAGAGUGUCACAUUGCCGAGGGCACCAACUGCACCAUGUACGGAUGGGGGGAAACCAAAAACACAGGAUACGAUGAGGCACUGAACGCUUUGACCAUGCCCAUGGUCAACAACGACAUGUGCUCACAAAUCAAAGGGGACGCUGGGGAGAGCAGGAUAUGUGCCGGCGGCAAGAGAGGAGAAGGCGUGUGUGAUAAAGACAACGGUGGUCCAUUGGUCUGCCAGGAACACGAGCGCAAAGUCAUCAUCGGCGUUAGCAUCCAAAGGACUAAAUGCGCCUCAUCACAGCCUGCGCUUUUUGUAAACGUUGCUUUCUACUCUGAGUGGAUUUACAAAGUGUUCAAACUUUACCCCAGUCUGGAGAGGAACUGAUGGCGUGGUGUGAAAAUCAAUGCACGACUUUACCGCAGCCUGCGAGAGAAGGAGCGGCUCUGGGCCAACAAAUUCCAAGGCCUCUCCAGCACGGUCCACGGGGGAGAAAUGAGGAAAAUCACCUAAUGGAAAGUGGCCAUUUUGGGAUUUUGUGGCUGAAUUAGUCAUUUCCACGGCGAUGACAGAAAUUAGUGAUUGAAGACUGGAUAAACCAAAUGGAAUUCUUCCACUUUGCAAAUGAAGACAUUCCGGUUGUUAGCCUUAAUAUCGUUCUUACUGCCAAAGUCUCAGGCACAUGGACGGCAUACUAAUUGUUUUUUGACAUGUUCAGAGUUUCUGAAGCCAUGCGAACAAAGACGAUGAAAACGACUCAGUAUUAUCUCCUGGAUAUACUUGAACAUGGACAGAGUCCAGUUAUCUGGAGGUCACCACAUGAGGUACCCUCCUGAAACUGGGAAGUUUGUUGUUGUUGUUUUUUUUUGUCUUUUUAAUGUGUUGAGCUGGACUGCAAAACAUAUUUAAUUACCUCCAGCACAAAUAAUGUGGAUGGGUAACUGCGGCAACUAACAUCCGUCCAUGAAUUUUAGGAUACCUUACAAAUAUCACGGCAAAUAUGAUAAAUAUUAUUCGGCCUGUGAAUUAAUUCAACAAAGAUCUAUGAUAAUACCAAAAGGGAGGAAAAUAUAAGCAUGAAGAAGUCAUUAUAAAUUAUCCAUUAGGUAGUACAGACACUAGAAACCCAAGUGAUAAAACAGUGAUUAAGCAAAGCCUCCAAAGAUCAAAUUUAGCUUCAGAUAUACCAGUAGUUAAAUAUAUGAAAUAUAUGGAAGCCCAUUUCUGCCAAUGUAAUGGGGGGAAGAAAGAUAGAGAAACUUUCUAAAAUAAAAUGAGAAACGUUCUCAAAAUAAUGACUUGAAAAAUUUGUAUUUCAAGAUAAUGAGUAGCUAUUAGGGAUGCACCAAUGUAUCGGCCGAACAUCGGUAUCGGCUGAUAUUUGCACUACUUCAGUGGCCGAUGCUUUUCUCCUGUGUCACAUAAAUUUUGUGCAGGGUAAAAAGUAGGAUUAGAAACUAACAGCAUCCCGUCUCCCAUCUUCCCCGGGAUGCCUUUGGGACAAAAGAACGCAGUAACCUUGAACACAUUAGAGAACAUACCUUGUUUUUUCCCUGAUAAUGCUACAUUGUGAACAACAAAUCAGUGUUGAAAUCGGCAGGUGGAGAGCUAGUUAACGUUAGCUGUUAACAGCCGAUAGCCACAACUAACAGCUAACAGCUAAUAGCUACUGCUAAUUUCCAGUGCCUGUCAUUAGAGGGGCCUUUAAAAUAAACACAAAACAUGACCACAGACAACACGGUAAAACUCUGUCGUACUACAUUUUGUUGACGUUACAGGAACAGCAGUGCGAUUUAUCAGCAUACUCAGCAUAUACACACACAGACACCUACUACAUACAUGUAUAUAUACUAGGGUUGUCAUGAGAACUGAUACUUCGGUACCAAGUUGAUGCCAACACGCAAAAAAUACGUUGGUACCUGUUGUUUUUUUUCGGUACCAUAAGUACUGGAUACAGCUUUGCCCUCAGCCGGCCUUGUUGAUUCCUGUUGGAACUGACGGGGGCAGUAUACGCGCGUCAGGCUGCACCGAGGACGAGCGCCGAAGAAGAACGCCUGUUCUCCAUCGUCUUUGCUAGAAACAAUGGCUUCUACAAGUGCUAGAGUUUAGAUCAGGCCCAAAAAAUCCAGCCCGACCCCACCCGAGCAUGUGCAUACUCUGUCUGAGCCGCUCUCGUUCCUUUAACUGUAAUUACGAGCCCAAGUCCAGUUCAAACCCUACUUUUUUUAAGGAUACCAACGUUGCAAAAGGACUCCCGCACACUGUCUAACUUGCAAUAUAAAAUUUAUUUGCAACGUUUCAGUACUAGACCUUCAUCAGGCAAACAGACUACGAACAUGGACAUUGAAGGCUGACUCUCAUCUUUCUUUCCAUGGCAAGCCUUCGUCAUGUGCCUCUUAAAUGUCGAGGUCCCUGUCUUUCUGCUGUCCUAUACCAGCAUCGUGCUGCACUUUGUACACUCGACGAAGCCAACACACAUGUUGUCACCGUCGAUCACUCACAUGUGCACGGCGAGUGGUGCCAUCAAGGGGAAGAUAUCGGCCCAGAAUCCUACAAUGGGUGCAUCCCCAAUUAGUAUCUUAAAAUAAUGAGAUGCUUUCUAUAAACAGUGGGAAAUGUUCUCCAAAUAUUGACUUACUUAUUUCAGAAUAACGACUUAGCAUCAGUUCUCAUUCAUUUGAGAUAAUAACUCAUUGUUUUCUCAUCAUAAAGUCUUACAGGAUCAUUUUCCUUUCAUCACACAGGCUAAAAUGAGCUUUCAUAAGAACCCUGUGCUGCUGCCUGCAGAGCGACCUGCAGCAGCAGCCUUGGCAAAGCGAGCAGUGCUAAUUGUGUGCAGUAGCUGGACUACCUUUUCCCCAGUUAGCUGUAACUGUUAGAUUCCCCGAGAGAGGGUUUAAGUAGGACUGAGCAAACCGCUCCAAAAUCUUAUGCUAAUGUUUGUAGCAUGAGAGAGAGAAGAGCCAUGCCAAAUAUAACAUGGCUAUUUGGUCUCCAGUUUGGAGGGAACUUUGGCCCCUGGUGGGCUGUGUGUGGUCAGUAGGAUAUUUUAUACUGAGUCCUUCUGUACAUAGAACUGCAGAUUUAUUGAGGAUGUUUCUGCUGUGCUGUGAGAUAUUAUAGGUCUUAUAGAUCUGGAAUAUUUUGGGUUCACUGAGUAAUGUCAGAUUGGCUUUUUUGUGCCUCGUAUUAUGUUUGGUAUUUAAAGAGUCUGCGAGCUUGUCAGUAGUAGGUAGGCAUAUUUAUUUUUUUAAUCAGCAGAGGACGUCGUUUGAAAAGGAGCCAGAUUUGGCACGAUGUUUAGAUUUUUGUGUCUUCAUGAUGAUUUCAGAAUAACUGGGGUGCAUGUUUGACUCACGGAUAGCCACACAAACAUGAUGUAACAUACUGUGUUACAAGACUACAGAAGCCUGACAACGAGAUUAUUAUCUCAGAAUUCUGACCAAGGUUUUUAAUAACAAAAAAUUGUUCUUUUGUUUUUGUGAAUUAUUUAGAUUAUUGUUAAUUCAAAAAAGCAAGAGCACCAUUUGAUAUCCAUGCACAUUUUUCUUAGAUAAUAAUCUCAAUUAUUUAAAGAAAUGAGAAUUUACAAGAUUAUUAUCAAGUUAAUUUUUAAAAAAAAAAAAUGAGCGUCAUUUGUUAUCCACGUAAAUUUCUCUUAAAAUUCUAAGAUAAUAAUCUUGUUAAUUAUAAAUGAUAAUUAACGAGAUUAUUAUUAUUAUAUAUCUUUUUUCCAUGAAAACUUUUCUUAGAUUUCUGACAAAAUAAUCUCAUUAAUUGAGAAAAACGAGAAUUUAAAAGAUUAUCUCAAUAAUUAACAUAAACAAGAGCAUAUUUUCUUUUCCAUGCUAACUUUUUCUCAGAUUUCUGUGAUAAUAAUAUCUUUAAUUCAGAAAAACUAGAUCUAACAAGAUUAUUAUCUUGAUAUUUAGAAUAAACAAGAGCAUAUCUUCUUUUCCAUCAAACUUUACUCAGAUUUCUGAGAUAAUAAUCUUUUUAAUUCAGAAAUACUAGAAUGCCUUUUGUUAUCCUUGCAAUUUUUUCUUGAAAUUCUGCGAUAGUAAUCUUGUUUAUUCAAGAAAAAAGAGAAUUAAUGAGAUGAUUAUCAAGUUAAGUCAGAAAAACAAGAGCAUAUCUUAUUUUCUGAUGAUUUGUUCUCAGAAUUCUGAGAUAAUAAUCCUAUUAAUUAAGAAAAAACGGGACAAACUGUUUUUCUCCAGCCAAUGCAUUACACUUCUGUCCAGCCUCAUAUGGUUUAAGCUGUUAAUUGAUGAGUGCUUUGUUCUGCCCAGAGUUUAACAUAACAUGUUGAUAUUUCUGUGCGUAUCUACAGAAACGUGCAAAAACACAAAAACAUGUCAGACACAUCUGCAUAUGUUUUUAGGAUGCUCUUCCAUGUUAAAAUCAUCUACAUGAAAUACAAAAAAUCUGGUGCAAGUAUCCAGUAGGCAUUCAUUUAAAAUACACAAAUAUUUUAUUUAGAAAAUAAACAAAAACAUACAGCAACAUCUUACGUCAAGUUUCUUGCAAUUAUUGCCACCCCAAAGGCCUAAAGAAGUUAACAAAAGUUAAAGCAAAGGAUCACAGCAUCUGCACAAAUGAAGUGUGUGUGUGAUGUUUAAGAUGUUUGCUAGAAGUCAGAUGAAUGUUUGCUGCUGUGAGUAUUUACUCAGCCAGUUACACUAGAAUGUUUCUCUUAAAAAUUGUAUCUGUUUAUGACCAUUUCUGAAUAAGCAGAAGUUUCCAGAUGAUGUCUGUAGCCUUAAAUCACACCAGAAUGGCCCCAUGAUUCACCACCUGUUUAGCAUUAAAAGUAUUUUACUCAUGUUUGUGUGGCUCCUACGCAAAAGUUAAACCAUGUAUAAUAUUCUCAGCUUUAAGACGACUUUUCUGAAUAUCACACGGAGAAUGGUACAUAGCAGUAAAGGAACAAACAUUCAUAUCAGGGCUUUUAAUUCAAUGAAUUUUAAUACAAUAAUGCCUUUGGUUCAAGUGUGUCAAAGACCAUAACUGUAUAUAAUGAAAUAAUUACUGUGGCCUUAAUUGUACUUUGAGGGGAAUGCAACCCUCUUAUCAACUUGCACGGAUUAAAAGCGAGGGGAGAGUCAAUGAAGUAGGAAUUUAAACGAAGAAAUCUCCAUUAAAGGCAACUGACAUAGAAAGUGAGGCAGGUGAAACCAAAUAUCACAUAUUCUCAGUUAUAUGGCGUAUCAUAUAAUUGUAAUGUACAUUGAUUUUGCUCUCAUGGCGUUGUGACUGUUAUUUAAUUUACCUUAAUGUAAAUAGGCCAGUGCAUUCUGUAAAUUACACCUUGUAAUAUUUGUACAUAUCAUACUUAAGUAUUUUUACCUUGUGAUUAUUCUGUUUAUAUGUUUGUAUACUGUCAAUUUUAAAUAUAACAGCUGCUAUUUUGUGUUAGUGAGUUGUUUUAUAUCUAUGACCUUUCCUGAA